This is a messenger RNA of Schistosoma rodhaini, 3363 nucleotides long. The record is from the annotation of a GenBank genome assembly. NCBI's taxonomy places the organism in Eukaryota, Metazoa, Platyhelminthes, Trematoda, Strigeidida, Schistosomatidae.
AUGGAUUUAGUAAAGACAGAAGCUACAUGUUUACCAGCUGGUCGUUAUGAAUUUAAAGAUUCUGGUUUAUAUAUUGGUGAAUGGUUAAAUGAAAAAGCUGUUGGUCUAGGUUUAAUUACUAAAGAUAAAUGUCAAGGUGAAUAUACUGGUUUAUGGGAUAAUGGUUCAGAGAAAAGUGGUGUAUUUUUAUGGCCAAAUGCACCAGGUGCUAUGUAUGAAGGUGAAUGGGCACAUAAUCGACGUAAUGGUUAUGGUAUAUUUACACGUGAAGAUUGGGUUAUAAUGGGACAAUUUAAAGAUGAUUUUAUUAAAUGUGGUAUAAAAUGUAAAGAAGAUUCAAUUGGAAGAUUUGAAGGGGAAUUUGAAAAUGGUUUUCCUAGUUUUGGUGUUGAAACUUAUGCAGAUGGAGGAAGUUAUGCUGGUGAAUAUAAAAAUGGUGUUCGUGAAGGACUUGGUGUACGUACAUCUAUACCUUAUGGAGAAGUAAUAAACUUUUUCCCUGAAGAAGCUGCCAUUGCUGCAGAAAUCGCUUUAGAUAUUAAAAAACGUACAGCAUUACAAAAUCUUUUGAAUUCAACACAUCAUGCUCAUCAUCAUCAUCAUCAUCAUAUUACUAAUCAUGAUAGUAAUAUACAUAAUAUGAUCAAUAACAAUAACAACAACAAUAACACUACCGGUACACGUCGUGGAAGUCUUCUAAGUCAAAGAUCAGGUGAUGCAGUUGAAUUAGAUGAUCCAGAAUUAAGUGGACAAGAUGAUAUGGAAGAUGAACCAUAUUAUGGUCGACGUCCAAAUCCAUUAAAUAAUCAUAAUAAAGAUUUUAAAGAUUUACGUAUGUCAUGUAAAUUUAAAUGUGGUUUUGUAUUAUCAUCACAACGUAGUGAAUUAAUGUUAAGACGUCAACAAAAAUUGAAUCAUACAGGUAGUGGAUCAUUAAUUAAAUUUCGUGGAAGUGGUCAUAAUAGAUCUGGUCGUCGAUCGAAAUCAUUAACAAAUCUAUUUAAUCGUUCAUUAAGUAAAGAAUCAAUUACAUGUGUACGACGUCAAGGUAGUAUCACAGAACGUGGAAUAGUACGUGGAAAAAUGAAAGUAGAACAAACACCUGAAUCAGUAUUUACAUUAGAUCAGGUAGAUGCAAUUGAUCCUGAAACAGUUGAAACAUUUGCUGGACAAUGGGAAGCUGAUUCACGUCAUGGUUAUGGUGUAUGUGAACGAUCGGAUGGUGUUAUUUAUGAAGGUCAAUGGGUAAAAAAUCGACGACAUGGUUAUGGUCAAACACAUUUUCCUGAUGGUGUAUGCGAACAAGGAAGAUAUCAAAAUGGAAAAUUAGUAUUUUUAUCAUGGCCAAAAGGUGCAAAAUCAUAUUUAUUAUUAUAUAAUUAUCAUAUUAUGCGUGAAGUAGCUAAUGCUGUAAAACGUGCUAGAAGUAUAGCUGAUGAUGCAUUUGUUAAAGCGAAUGAAGCUAGAGAGAAUUUAAACAAAGUUGAAAAUGCAGUACAACUUUCAAAGAAAGCUGCUGAAUUAGCACGUGAUUAUUCAUUAGAAACACGUGAAUUAGUUAAAGAAAUGUAUCCAGAUUUUGAACAACCUGGUAUAAAAUAUUUAGAAGAUAUGGUACGUCUUAUGAAUAUAACAAAACGUGGUAAUCAAGCAUUUGAUACAGCACUUCAAUCAGCUAAAGAUGUUCUAGCCUCGGUUGAAGCUAAUCUAAUUGAACAUGAACAUGAACAACAACAACAAAAUCAAGAUGAUCAUCAAAAGAUGGAUUUCAAUUAUUCAUCAUUAGAUCUAGAUCUAAAUCAACCAAUCAAUAAUAAUAGUAGUAUACCAUUAUCAAGAGCUGGUUCCUAUCAUUUAAAACGUCAUCAUAAACAUCAUUCAAAUAAACAUAAACAUGGAAAUGAUAGAAUACAAUCUGUUGAAAUGAAAAACAUUGAAUAUUCAACUGGAACCGAUAUCAACAAAUCAUUAACCCUUCAAAUACCACAAUUGAAUAUUGAUUCUUCAUUUUCUCAACGAAUCAAUAAUAAUAAUAAUACCAUGGUAACAACAACAACAUUAGAGAAUAGUUUACAUGUACCAAAUCAUAAUUAUUCUAUAAAUAGAAUAGAUAAUGAUUUAUCAUCUGAAUGUGAUUCAAUCGAUGGUGAAAGUCGUACAACACGAAGUUCAUCCGAAGCAUCAAAUUAUAUAAUUUUACCAACAUUUAACCUUCUCAAACCUCAAUCAGAACCAUUAACCAUUCCACUGAAUAAACUAAUGUCAAAUACAUCAGUUAUGGAUGAUUAUUUUGGACAUUAUAAAAUUACCCCAAAACGAUUACCUUCAUUAUAUAAUGAAAAACAUCAUUCCAUGGAGAGGCUAACUGAGAACAUAGAAACUGGAAACAUAGUAACUAUGCCAAAUCGAUCUAUGGAUCGAUAUGAUGAUGAUCAUGAUCAUUUCAAACAAUUGGAUCGUGAUAUGAAAAUUGCAACAUUUCCACGUUCUUCAGAGAAUGUUGAAUCAUCUAAACGAGUUGUACGACGUAGAACAUUACCAGGAUUUUUAACACAACCUCCAUUAGAUUUAAGUAAAUAUACAAAUUUGGCAACAUUACAAGAAAAUGGAAUUAUGCCUAGUAACAAUACAUUAGAUACUGAAUAUAAUCAAUCAUCUAAUUGGAAUCCUCAAAAUAACCCAUCAACUAUUCCACAUUUAUCGAAUCAUCAAGUUACCGACAGUAAUAGUAACUAUGACCAAUCUUCUGAUAAUCCAUCAGUUAUUUAUUAUACAGAUAAUGGUAUACGUAAAAGAGCUCAUGCUUAUUCUCCCAGUAAUAAAUCAAUCCCAUUUCCUAAUAUAUCACAACAGAAUUUAGUAACUAUGGCAACUAAAUUGGAUUCUUUGAAACAAACAACAAUAACAACAACUACAUUACCUAUAUCACUUUCAACUACUACUACUAAUAAUAAUAAUACAAUGUCUACAAUUACAAAUACAUUACACAAGUAUCCUUAUUCAAGAAUGAAUCAAUCACCAUUAGUUGUAUCUAAUGUAAUGAUUGAAGAUCCACAAGAUCAAUUAACACCAUUACCAAUAUAUUAUAAAGAAUCAAGUAUUGAUUUAUCACAAAGUAUUAAACGAGGAAGUGUUCCAGAUGUUACAAAACAAAGUUCUACUUUAUCUCCAAAUGAUUUAUUAAAAUUAGAAGAGGAGCAUAAAAGAAAAUAUGAGAAUAUAUUAGAUAGAAAACGUCAAGGUGAAAUAGUUAUACAACUUGUGGAUUUCUUUGAUUGGUGCCGAGUUAAUUUGUCUAUAUUAACAUUUAUAUUGAUCAAUUGUAUUUUGGCUUGUUUCUUUUACAUCAUCAUUUACAGUUGA